AUGGAGGAGGAGAAAACGCCUUUACUGUCUGAGAUUGAUAGAUACUCGGAGAAAGAUUCAUCAACAAACAUAUGCUUAUCGGAGACUGAGAUAAAAGAGGCGGGCUUCAAGAUAGACUGGUCUGAGGAAAAGCAUGACGAGAUUAAGAAAGCAAAUGUUGGUGGUACUCAAGUCCAAGGAUUUAAGGCAGCUUGGAAGAGAGCAAAGGCUCGGAUGGAUAGGGAUAACAAGGAAAUAAUAGCUGAUUUGAAAAAAGAUGACCGAUGCCCAAGAAUGGAAGGCAGCAUGGGAGAGAGCAAAGGCUCGAACGGAUAG
Messenger RNA from Microthlaspi erraticum, 315 nucleotides. The record is from the annotation of a GenBank genome assembly. NCBI's taxonomy places the organism in Eukaryota, Viridiplantae, Streptophyta, Magnoliopsida, Brassicales, Brassicaceae.